Messenger RNA from Oncorhynchus tshawytscha (Chinook salmon), 2003 nucleotides. RefSeq names its product helicase with zinc finger domain 2. The transcript has 11 exons. Lineage: Eukaryota; Metazoa; Chordata; Actinopteri; Salmoniformes; Salmonidae. Gene Ontology annotation, molecular function: 5'-3' DNA helicase activity. Bases 55 to 1692 code for a protein of 545 amino acids. The record is from RefSeq and is a predicted model, not a curated record.
UUCAGUAUACAUAAUGAAUGGUUGUUAACAUUUCUACUGUCUAGACGUAAAGAAAUGGCUGUGAACAACAUUGUGUCUGCAAAUGAGCUUGUUCAGAAAAUAGCCCUAGGACAACACGUUCCAAAGGGAGCUUCACAAUCUGUUGUACCACCACGGUACCAACUCAUGAGGGAAAAGGCACCAGAGGGUCUCCCAGAGCUGAAUAAGAGUCAAAUAAAUGCAGUGGAGAAAGCUCUGAAUAACAACUUCACAAUCAUACAAGGGCCACCUGGGACUGGAAAGACUGUUUUAGGAGUUUACAUUGUGUACUGGUUCCUUGUGAUGAACUCCAAAAACCCCAGGAUAUUUGAAAAUCCGAAGGACAAGGACAAGAAAGAAGUUAUUCUCUGCUGUGGUCCUUCCAAUAAGUCUGUCGAUGUGGUUGCUGAGUGCCUGGUGAAGUUUGGAGACAAGUUGAAGCCCCUCAGGGUGUACAGCCGACAACUGGAGAUGGCGGAGUACCCUUACCCAGGGAGUGUCCUUCAGCUCUCUCCCAGGUCACUUCGCCAUGAGCGGUCCAAGGCAGAACUCCGAAAUAUUACCUUGCAUCAUCGCAUACGGGAAGAACAAAAUCCACAUUCCACGGAAAUAAAAGAGUUUGACCACAGAAUAAAGUUAGCAAUAGAAUCAAAGGGAGAGGAGUUGACAGCAGAAGAAGUUGAGGACUACAAAAGUCUUCUGAAUAAAGCUCGUGUGCAUGAGCUGCAGAGGCACGAUGUCAUUCUGUGCACCUGUACAGCAGCCUCUUCUCCUAACCUCACUAAAACAGUCAGUGCACGCCAGAUUCUUAUUGAUGAAUGUGCCAUGGCAACAGAACCUCAGGCCCUCAUCCCAUUGGUCAGCAACAAACCAGAAAAGAUUGUGUUGCUCGGUGACCACAAACAGCUACGUCCCAUCGUUAAGAAUGAACUUCUGAGGAAGUUGGGGAUGUCAAAGUCUCUAUUUGAGCGUUACUUUGAGUGCCAGUCCCAGACAGUGAUGCUGGAUACCCAGUACAGAAUGCAUGAAGAUAUAUGCAAGUUCCCAUCGGAGGAAUAUUAUGGAGGAAAACUGAAGACUGAAGUGAAUCACUCAAGCAGUGUCCUUCAGGCUGACAGCCAACAGAAGCACAUUGUUUUCGGGAACGUCAUUGGAGAGGAGGUCAGCCUGGUUGUGAGCACAGAAAAGGGAACUGAAAACUCCAAAGCGAAUAGGGCGGAGAGAGAUGUAGUGAUCCGGCUCGCCAAAGCACUGGUAACAGAAUCCCAAAUAAAACAACAGAAUAUUGCAAUUCUAUCACCCUACAACGCCCAGGUGUCUGAAUUUAAGAAAGAACUUCAUGAACACAAAAUGGACAAAAUCACUGUCACCACCAUCACAAAAAGUCAAGGAUGUGAAUGGCGCUACGUCAUUCUCUCCACUGUGCGCUCAUUACUCAGCAAGGAGAUCGAGAUCGAGCCGGACAGGGCCUGGAGGUCUAAACAUGUGGGCUUUGUUGGCGACCCCAACCAGAUCAACGUGGGCAUCACCAGGGCCAAAGAGGGACUGUGCAUUAUCGGUAACCAAGAGUUGUUGAGCCGCAGUGGCGCUUGGGGACAGCUCCUCAAACAUUAUAGAGCAAGGAACUUUGUCACAGAAGCUGACAAGAUCUCUGUGCGCAAAGCAUCCUGUUAGCACGGUCUACAUUGAAAGACAUGGUCUCGGCCGUGGAUCAGUGCACUAUGAAUAGCAAAAUUAAAAUUCGUUUUCAGAGACAAAUGUAUUAUGUGCUUUUAAUUUCUAUAUUGCAAUGUUGAAUCAAAUGAUUAUAAUCUGCACUCACUGUCAUUUUUAAGUGACCUUUAAAUUAUCUGUCAAUUGUAUUAGUGUGUAUAUUUUUUAUUGCUAACUAUACUGUUUGUUAAUAUAUACACUGUAUACAUACAGUUGAAGUCAGAAGUUUACAUACACCUUAGCCAAAUACAUUUAAAAACUCAGCUUUUCAC